UUGUUAAGAUCCAGUGGACCUAGCUUGACGCAAUGUUUGUUUGUGCUGUCUUGUUAAGAUGCAGUAAACCUAGCCUGGUACCACAACUGUUGUGUUGUCUUGCAAACUCCUAGUGGUUUGGUGUGAUCUGGGACCAGGCUAUGGUGGAACAGCAAAUAAUAAUCCAUCUUUGUGUGUCUCUGUCCCCCGUGCUAGUGAGGAAGAAGAGGCAGAAGGGAGUGGAGGAGGGCCGUAGAAGGAGGAACACCAUCCAUCUGAAUGGGUUGUAUACGGUAGAGACGGUGGUGGUGGCAGACUCAGACAUGGUGCAGUACCACGGGGCAGAGGCCGCGCAGAGAUUCCUGCUCACCGUCAUGAACAUGGUGUACAACAUGUUUAACAGCAAGAGUCUGGGCGUCAGAAUCAACAUACGGGUCACCAAGCUGGUCCUGCUCCACAACCGCCCAGACAAGCUGAAAGUGGGCCACCAUGGAGAAAGGUCCCUGGAGAGCUUCUGUCAGUGGCAGUGGGAGGAGUACGGCGGCCCCCGUUACUUAGGCAACAAUUACGUGCCCGGGGGCAGGGAUGACAUCCCACCUGUGGACACGGCCGUGCUCGUCACGAGGACUGACUUCUGCGUGCACAAAGACCAGCCCUGUGACACAGUGGGUGAGGGAUCACAACCGUGUGUGUGUAUGUGUGUGUGUGCGUGUGUGUGUGUGUGUGUGUAUUGAAAUAGUCUGUCGGUGGCCCUUGUUGACCUCUGACAUUGCUGUCCCCCUGAAAAGGAGAAGCAGGUGACAUUUCAACCCGCCUGGUCUGUAAAAACCUCUCAAGCACACACACACACACACACACACACACACACACACACACACACACACACACACACACACACACACACACACACACACACACACACACACACACACACACACACA
Messenger RNA from Oncorhynchus tshawytscha (Chinook salmon), 920 nucleotides. RefSeq names its product A disintegrin and metalloproteinase with thrombospondin motifs 17-like. Bases 141 to 713 code for a protein of 190 amino acids. Lineage: Eukaryota; Metazoa; Chordata; Actinopteri; Salmoniformes; Salmonidae. Gene Ontology annotation, molecular function: metallopeptidase activity. The transcript is spliced from 4 exons. The record is from RefSeq and is a predicted model, not a curated record.